Annulohypoxylon maeteangense is the source of this 834-nucleotide messenger RNA. RefSeq lists its product as uncharacterized. Bases 125 to 508 code for a protein of 127 amino acids. The record is from RefSeq and is a predicted model, not a curated record. NCBI's taxonomy places the organism in Eukaryota, Fungi, Ascomycota, Sordariomycetes, Xylariales, Hypoxylaceae. The transcript has 2 exons.
GGUACGUACGUAUAAGGGCUAGAAGAGGAGGAAGAAGAAAACGUUUAUAGCUUCGAGAUUUCGUAGAUCUCAUUUACAAUUCUUUCCUUACAGCUCAGUUUCCGUCGUACUGUCCUAUUUCACUAUGGCCGAAUUCACGUCUACACGCGAGGGCUUCCAGCGUGCUAUGGAACUGUCCCUGAAAGGCAACCCCGAGGAAGCCAAAGCAUAUGCGGAUUCUACAUCGCUGCCAACAUUCUACCAAAUAAUGAACGGCCAUCGCCUAGAUUAUGAUACAUACGUCAAGGGUAUCAUUGAGUGGCGUGGUAAGGUCAACGAUUUCAAGCCGGUCGUGCACGAGUUUCUUCGAGACGGCGACCAGUUAGCGGCACGCAUGACCGGAUCGAUCAAGAUCAGCGGCACCGAUACCAAAUUCGAGAGUUUCAUGUUCGGGAAGGUGGACAAGGCCACUGGAAAGAUGGAAUGGUUGAUCGAACGGUCUGUCUGGGAACCCGUGGGCGGAGCCUGAUCGUAGGGAGAUAUACAUAAUAUCUGCACAUUAUAGUUACUCAGAGAGCUUGUAUUGCAAACAUGAGAUGGCCAUAUCUCCAAGGAAUGAUCAUUGAUCAUUGAUGGUUAAGUGAUAUGUGCCUAAGUAAUAGGGGUUUAGAAUAUCAUGGUUGUAUAAAAUGAAAAGUAGUAGGUAAUGGUAAAACUUCGGUGACAGCACAUAAUUAAAAUACUUAAUAUCGGAGACCGAUGAGCACUUGAAAUUUGUUGACGACGGAAAGAACAACGGAAGAACCGGAACUCGCCGACCGGUCCCGGGUCUCGGAGGCGACGUCGAGGUCGAAG